Messenger RNA from Caenorhabditis auriculariae, 730 nucleotides. Lineage: Eukaryota; Metazoa; Nematoda; Chromadorea; Rhabditida; Rhabditidae. The record is from the annotation of a GenBank genome assembly.
AUGAUCUGUGAGUGCGGAAGUAUGCAAAAAUCUUAUUAGGAAAGGUUUUUUUAAAGAUCAAGACGAUCUUUUCAAUUUUCAGAAAAAGUUUGAAAAAUAUUUUUUUCUCGUAAAAAUACUUACUCCGGUUCUAUUUCGGCUCAAAUUUGCUUACUAGGGAUUUGCUUACUACAGAACAAGCAAAAAUGUCUUGCAAUAGAUCUUAUUUUCGAGUUAUGGAGCUUCAAAGUACGCAAUUUAUGACGAAAAAGCACUGUUUCAAGCUUUUGAAGCAUCUUAACUCGAAAAAGAAAUCUAUUGAGAAACACUUUUUCUUGUUUUGAAAUCAGGAGGUCCUAAAGUACACUCAGCGAAGUUUCAUGGAAAGUUCAACCGGAAAAUAAAAAAUUUUCUUAAAAAAAAACGUUAACUUUGUGAAUUUUUGAUCACCAAAUGACCUUUUCCAACUUUUCUUGAUUCGUAUCUUCUCCUCUCAAGCCUCCCUGUAGUUGAUCAAAUAGUUAACGAAGUGUCGAACCGGUCGGAGUCCCACUCGUUGGCAGCAGCAGCAGCCAAUGAGGAUCCGAACUUCUUCCCAGCUUCUGCCAAACGCCAUCCGAAGCAAUUCCGAGGCCACUCGAAAAGACGUCGUUGUCUAAUUACGGUUUGGGUACCUCCUUCCCCUUCUCCUGCGCUUUCCUCGAUUCUGACGACGUCGACGACCGGUCUCAUCACUUACGGCAACGUCUAG